Molecule: messenger RNA, 1749 nt
Organism: Purpureocillium takamizusanense
Lineage: Eukaryota; Fungi; Ascomycota; Sordariomycetes; Hypocreales; Ophiocordycipitaceae
Exons: 4
Coding region: 508-1299 (263 amino acids)
Molecular function (GO): oxidoreductase activity, acting on the CH-OH group of donors, NAD or NADP as acceptor
Source: RefSeq, a predicted model, not a curated record
GGCCGCCAGAUCCAUUUGCUCGUCCGCUCGCUGACCUCCCGUAUGGGUGCUGGGUGAGUCUCUCCCGGGCAGAAAGAGAGUGGGGAAGGAGAUGCGCGAUGCCCAAGACGACAGACACGGCAUGUCAAGCUUGUUCCAUGGCUGUCAGCGCCCAUCCAUCGCCCAUCAUCCUCAGCUUCCGCGGCUCGUCCGCGACGCAAUCUGUAUGGGAUCCAAGCAAUGCGCAUCGAAGAUUUGGCUUCGCACGCGCAGCGCGGCGGUGCUGCACUGCGGUGACGUGAUUGUGGCCUCGACCGCCCCGACCGCGACCCUGACCCCGCCCCCCGCUCACUGCGAGCGAACGAACGCCAAUGACGCCAGUGAGGCAGGUUGAUAUGCCAUGCGGCAAUCAAUCCAUUACAUCACAGCCUCCUCCUGCCACUGUCCGUCGUCGGUCGCCCUUCACCCUUCACCUCGCGUCUUCCCCAUCUCCACUUGCAUCGCCAUCUGCCUACGAUCCCUGCCGCAAUGUCCACGUCAACGGUCCUCAUCGUCGGCGCCACCCGCGGCCUCGGCGCCAGCCUCGUCCGCCAGUACGUCGCCCGUGCCGGCGCCACCGUCUUCGCCACCACGCGGUCCAACAUCAUCCCCAGCGGCUUCCCCGUCCCCGUCAAGUGGCUUCCGGGCAUCGACCUCAUGAGCCGCGACGCUGGCGACACGCUCGUCAAGCUCCUCAAGGACCCGCACGCCUCGCCGCCGCUCUCCACCGUGAUCAUCACGGCCGGCCACUUCACCACCGAGGACCUCACAGCCGAAAAGGGCCCCAGCUGGGACGAGGAGCAGCGCAUGUACACCACCAGUUCCAUUGCCCCCGUCUUCCUCGUCCACCGCCUCGUCCGCGCCGGCCUGCUCGCCAGCGGUUCCCGCGUCGUCCUCGUUUCCUCCGAGGCCGGCAGCAUCGCCCUACGCCACGAUAAGGAGGGCGGCGGCAACUACGCCCAUCACGCGAGCAAGGCCGCUCUCAACAUGGUCGGCAAGCUGCUCAGCCUCGACCUCAAGGACAAGGGCGUCGUCGUGAGCAUCGUGCACCCAGGCUUUAUGCGUACCGAGAUGACGGCCGGCGUCGGUUUCGACAAGUUUUGGGAUCAAGGCGGAGCCGUCACGCCGGACGAGGCCGCCAAGAGCCUGGUCGAGUGGACCGACGGACUCGACAUGUCCAAGUCGGGCGAGUACUGGGCACCCCGAGGCCCGCGCGAUAUUGGAACGGCCGAAGUGGUUCUCGGCAAGGAUUUGUCGACGCCGCUACAUCUCCCGUGGUGAUUACACCGCGCCCAUUGUAUCGAGUAGCGACGAGGCUCGUAUCAAGCAGAUGCCAGCCUCGCCGUUGACUCAGUAAGCGGCGCAUGGGGAAGUUAAGGGACGGGCACCGUCGGCCACCUCGGCUCAUUGGCGCCCUGCCGGUCCACUAUAGCAACGUUCCCGCUCCUGGCUCAUCAAGGCCAGUGAACUGGCACUCGACGUAAUCAAUAGAUGGCCGGGGCAAGGGGUUUGGGCCCCGUAUCUGGAGCAGGACCCUGGCUGACAUAGCUCGACUGUGGAUUGUGUGUAAUGAGCCGUGAAGAGAGCUAUCCGCCUUGGGGAUUAGUCCAUUUCGCCGACAUCACGGAAAGCCUUGAGAUCAUGAUAGGGAAGCUCGUGCUCUCGUCGCCGAAAGGCAAGCGCCGAUCCUGUAGAUUGUAGCUUCGCCCGUUUGUAUACAAACCUAGCUCC